UGGCAGCGUACUGAUGACGAUGCGAAUUCCUUUUGGAAAACUGAAUCAUGAUCGGCGUCUCACUGUCACUGAUUGGUGGGACAUGAUUGAGCAAAGCUGCCCUCUGCUGGACGAUCAACAGAAGAAUCGGCUCUCCGAUGUCUUGAGCGGCCGUGAACAAGUCCAUAAUUUUGUUUACAAAGAUCUACGAAAGAUUCUGCGUUGGCGUCAACAUGGGGAUCCUCGGAAGAGUUGCAUUGUCCUGGAUCCGUGGUGUGAUAAGCUGGAGUCUGUUGCUGUGAACCAGCUGACGCGAAUGGUGCAGUAUCUGAUGUACUGUCGCAUAACCAAAACAGAAUUCGACAUUGAAUUGGCGUGGUUUACUCCUUAAUGCCUUCCCAUGGAACGAACUCUCCAACUGUGUCAGUUUGCCGCUUUAUUAUUCACCGGCUUUCGUGCAAUUUCGGUCUGCAUUUGCUUUCGCUCUUUGUUGCUGUAACAUAGUUUUCGAGCUGUAAUCGCGGAGGAAUGGUGUUUUUCUUAACUUGCUCUUAUCCCUGUUUCCCAGUGUAU
This is a messenger RNA of Paramacrobiotus metropolitanus, 552 nucleotides long. RefSeq lists its product as uncharacterized. The transcript has 2 exons. The record is from RefSeq and is a predicted model, not a curated record. The coding region runs from base 14 to 370 and encodes 118 amino acids. NCBI's taxonomy places the organism in Eukaryota, Metazoa, Tardigrada, Eutardigrada, Parachela, Macrobiotidae.